Linum tenue is the source of this 579-nucleotide messenger RNA. NCBI's taxonomy places the organism in Eukaryota, Viridiplantae, Streptophyta, Magnoliopsida, Malpighiales, Linaceae. The record is from the annotation of a GenBank genome assembly.
AUGUCGUGCUUCAACUUCCGGCUUCCUCCGGCCAAGAAGGCAUGGAAGAGCUUCACCAACAAGCUCCGAAGCAAGCUCCACAAUCCAAAACCCAUGAAGUUUCAUCCACCCAAACACAGCUCCACCGCUCUCACUUUCACCACCAAACCCUACGGAGCAAUCACUCCUUUCCUCCACAAGUCCAAGCACCGGAAGAGCAAGCAACAACGAGGCAGCGGCGGCGGCCUGGCCCGUGCUCUGCUGCCCUUCAAGAGAAAGGGCGGCCGCGGCCGCCUCCGGCUGCACUACUUGAACAAGAGUUGUGCCGCCCCUGUGUUCGUCGACAACCUCUUCAAAGUGGAGCCACCGAACAGCAACGUGACGGAGGUUGUGAUAACUCGUCACUGCUGUGGGACGUCGAGUGGGAAGAGCACGGUGGAUGCUAAGGCCAACGGAGAAGCUGAUGAUGACGAUGAUAUGUGGGAGUCGAUGGGAAUUUCAUCGCCUCUGAUGACGGGGAUCGACGAGAGAGCUGAAGAGUUCAUUUCCAGCUUCCGCGCGGAGAUGCAAGUCCAGGAGAGGAUCGCCCGUACUUUGUAG